UUUACACUUCUCGCUAGUUUAGACUGUAAAGCUCAAAGAUUUCUGAGAGGAUAAAUAUUAGUUAUAUUAAUAGUUUUCAGUCUCACUAAAAGUUCAAUUAAAUAUACCUAAUAAUUUACAAUAUUGGGCUAGGAAAAUUGAACUAGCCGAAUAAUAUUAAAUUUUGGUGUGAUAUAUUAAAGUUUGAUUCUCAUGUAUAACCUAACCAAAUUCCAUCACAAAAAAGGAUUACAAUUUACCGAAAGCUUGGUUGUAUAAAUUCUGUUUAUUUUUUCAUCGAUUAUUAUGGCGUCAGGCUUAGAAAAUUAUAUAAAUCAAACUGUGUCCGUAAUAACGGCUGAUGGAAGGAAUUUCAUUGGAACUCUGAAAGGGUUUGACCAGACAAUUAAUAUUAUUUUGGAUGAAUCUCAUGAAAGAGUGUAUUCAUCAACGUCGGGUGUGGCGCAAGUGGUUUUGGGAUUACAUAUUAUUCGAGGAGAUAAUAUUGCUAUUGUUGGCCUAAUUGAUGAAUCAAUAGACAGUAGAUUAGACCUUGGGAACAUCAAAGCAGAACCACUGGGAAUGAUAGUUCAUUAAAUUUUAAGAAUAACAGACUUAUAAUAGUGUGCUAGUUUUUUUAUUCACAGAAUGUUAUUUGUGUGGUGAUAAAAAUCAUUAAAUAAUUUCAAGAAUAUUGA
Messenger RNA from Leptidea sinapis, 677 nucleotides. Its product is annotated as U6 snRNA-associated Sm-like protein LSm8. Gene Ontology annotation, molecular function: RNA binding. Bases 286 to 576 code for a protein of 96 amino acids. The record is from RefSeq and is a predicted model, not a curated record. Gene Ontology annotation, biological process: mRNA splicing, via spliceosome. The transcript has a single exon. Gene Ontology annotation, cellular component: precatalytic spliceosome; U4/U6 x U5 tri-snRNP complex; U6 snRNP. NCBI's taxonomy places the organism in Eukaryota, Metazoa, Arthropoda, Insecta, Lepidoptera, Pieridae.